Molecule: messenger RNA, 1800 nt
Organism: Phoenix dactylifera (date palm)
Lineage: Eukaryota; Viridiplantae; Streptophyta; Magnoliopsida; Arecales; Arecaceae
Cellular component (GO): cytoplasm
Source: RefSeq, a predicted model, not a curated record
AACACGCUCCAAUGCAGCCGGCGCUCGCUAAACCCCUCCAUAGGACUGCCCAGAGAGCCCUCCUCUGGUCAACCUAAAACCUCGCUCUGUCUCGCUGCGCGGCCAUGGCGGCGAGGUUACUGAUCCCAAGAGCAGCGAAAACCCUAUCCCUUCUCCACCAUCCUCCCUCCGCUGCGUUCGGCUCGAUCCUCUCCGCGGCCAAGAUAUCCCAAUGCCUCCGUGGCCUCCACUCUCUUGCUUCCCAGCGUCUCCAGCCCCGAGGCCGCGGCGGAACACGGCCGGCCCUUUCCCGGUCCAUGGUCGCCGGCACUGUCCCCAGGCCCAACCUUGAAGAAGCCGUCUCCUCCGCGCUCGACGUCGAUACCAGGGUUCCGGCUACCGUGAUCACUGGUUUCCUUGGUGCCGGAAAGACAACUCUCUUGAAUCACAUUUUAACUGCGCAACAUGGUAAGAGGAUUGCAGUCAUCGAGAAUGAGUUUGGGGAGGUGGAUAUUGAUGGUUUGCUGGUUGCAAGCCAUUCUUCUGUCUCGGAGGAUAUAGUGAUGGUUAACAAUGGCUGCCUUUGUUGCACUGUAAGAGGGGACCUAGUUAAAAUGCUUUUGGAGUUGGCUGGGAGGAAGCGUGACAAGAUUGAUCAUAUUGUUAUUGAAACAACAGGUCUUGCAAAGCCUUCUCCUGUCAUUGAGACAUUCUAUUCAGAUGAAUUGGUUGCACGUUAUGUGAAGCUCGAUGGUGUUGUUACUUUGGUAGACUGUAAGCACGCCAUGCAACAUUUGAAUGAAAAGAAACCAAGGUGGGUGGUUAAUGAGGCUGUCGAGCAAAUUGCAUAUGCAGACCGUAUCAUAUUAAACAAGAUAGAUUUGGUCAAUGAGGAUGAAUUGGAAGCAUUAACUAAGAGAAUAAAGCUUAUAAAUGGGAUGGCACAAAUAAAACAAGCCAAAUUUGGAGCUGUGGACAUGGAUUUUGUUUUAGGAUUGGGUGGAUACGAUUUAGACAGAAUUGAGUCUGAAGUUCUGGUGGAUGCAGCACAAGACACAAAUCACCAGUGUGAAGAUAGGCAUGAACAUCAUGGAGGACAUCAUCAUGGUCAUAAACAUGAUUCUGCUGUGUCAAGCGUUAGUAUAGUUUCUGAAGGAACCCUGGAUCUUGAUGAGGUUAAUGAUUGGCUUGAGAGACUUGUUGAUGAGAAAGGUGAAGAUUUGUACAGAAUGAAGGGUGUAAUAUCUGUGAAUGAUUCUACUGGGCGUUAUGUAUUUCAGGGGGUGCAUUCCAUGUUGGAAGGGUGCCCUGCUAAGCCUUGGGGGCCUGAUGAACAAAGGAUCAACAAGCUUGUAUUUAUUGGGAGGAACUUGAAUGAAGCUGUCUUGAGAAAGGCUUUCAAGGGUUGCUUAGUGUGAAUAUAUACCUUCAAAGAACCGAGUAUAUAGAAAAUUCUGCAAAUUUCAGUAGUUAGAGCUAUCUGACAUAUGACUUAGAUGUCUGAGAAUUUCAGCAGUUAGAGAUUUCUGACAUAUGACUUAGAUGGCAAGUGUUUGAAGACUUGGUCAAAAUCUCCACUUCCGAACUUCUAGAAAAUGUUUGCUUAAACUUGAUGAGGAGGACAACUAGCAAACGUGUAUCAUUCAAGUAUUAUAUACAAGAUUAUGCGAAAAAGAAUUCAAGAAAUGGUCACAGGUGUGAAUUUAAGUAUUAAUUGAGGAUCACUUCAGUUGAAUGGUAGUUUUUGCUCUUGGGCUGGGAGCAAUGGUUUGUAAUGACAUUUGUGGUAUUAUAAUAUCCAACAUUUGUUAAUAUGUUGUU